UUGCUUCCCCCGUGCAAUCUAGAACCUGCACUGCGUUCUGACCACAAAGGAGGCAAAUCACUGCGCCAAUACUGAAGUCUUAGGUUUUGAUUCCUUUUUCUUUUUACUUCAGCGAGUCUUAAGAGAGCUAGACACUAACAAGAGGAACUUAAAGGAUACGGGAAUUAGAGGAUUUUACCUUUGCUGCUGAAGCACCUGACAUUUUUGAGGUUUUUUUUCCCCAGCAGGCUUGAUUCCCACUUUGUUUUCCGCUCCUUUACCGCAGAAAUGAAGUAUUUCAGCCAGUGUGCCGUUAUGAAGAAUACACAGUACAACCGCUGCAUCCCAGUCGAUGGCAGCAUUACGACUUGUAAGCGUACUGCUGUCUCACUCAAGCCACCCCGAUCUGUACACUUUCCCAAUGACAUCGUCUUCCAAGAUCACAUUCGGGAGGGAGACCUGGAGCAAGUAGGCCGCUUCAUCAGGACUAAAAAAAUCUGCUUGGGAACCAUUUUCCAGACAGGCAUGUGCGCCCUCCACGAAGCCGUCCUCUCAGGCAAUCUGGAAUGUGUGAAGCUGCUGGUGAAAUAUGGGGCGGACAUCCAGCAGGAGGACGAGGAAGGCUGGACGCCCUUGCACAUGGCCUGCAGCGACAGCUAUCCGCACAUUGCCAAAUACCUGCUGUCUCUUGGUGCUGAUGCCAACGCUGCGAACAAAUGUGGGGAGAAGCCAGUGGACCUCAUAGAUCCCGACUGCAAGGAGCUGCUCAAGCUGUUCAAGGUGGGCUGUGACUGACCCAGAGGAAUGUUUUCACUGAAACUCAAGUGCGCCCUCUUCCACGCCUACGCUGACGGUAACAGAACGAAUCGGCAAGGUCAGCCGGAUGUCCUGAUUUCCAGUCACAUCUCUGGAGCGGGAGGACAGGUCUGGCCCAGUGAAAGGAGUCAAAUAGCUGCAUUCAGACACUUUGUGGGAACUGGAAAGUGCUGAGACUGGCCAACAUUUCUGAUCUCAGCUGGCAGACAAGUUCAAUGAAGAAGCAUUUUACUGCACUGAAUACAAGCACACUGUUUCGCAGAACUGAAAAUGAUACUUUUGUUACGUUUUGUCUUAUAUUUUUAUUUUUGCAUUUAUGUUUUAUUACAUUGUUCUUCUCUUUUACACAUGAACGAGACAGUGUUGCAUCUGAACAUUACAGCAAGAUUCCUAAAAUAGUGUAUUAAAAGUGCUUUUCUCUGAAUGUUAAUUCGACCUCAAACUAAGUGCGUUCUUUAUCUUGAGAUUACGUUUAACAUUUUUAUAUCAGUUUCCCAUCUCCAAAAGUAAAAGACAAUUUAACUUAAUCUUAGAAUGAAAAAUGUUAAAGGGAACACACACACGCACACACACACACGUACAGUAUAUAUGGACUGACAUCAUACUGUAUGUCAUAUUGUGUUUAUUGUUUAUAACAAAAGGCACACGGCAUUUAUGUAACCUGUUUAUUCUCCUGUAGAAAAUAGUGAAAGUUGUGAAUAUUUGAAAACAGUGAACUCUGAUUUGCACUUAAAACACGUUCACAACACCGUGGAAUGAAUGUUUUGCUGCUCUUUGCACAAAGAUCUUUUCAAGCUGAAGCUAUGUAACUGCUUUUACAUAUUAUGUCUUUUUAUUAGUGUUAAAUGGUAACAUUCUUACUAGAAAACUGUACGUUAUUCUUUACUAUUAACAUUGUUUUUAUAUACACAUCAAUUUAACAAUAAAAUUCUUUUUGUAAAACUUUA
This is a messenger RNA of Paramormyrops kingsleyae, 1742 nucleotides long. It is a transcript of the gene ppp1r27b, whose product is annotated as protein phosphatase 1, regulatory subunit 27b. Lineage: Eukaryota; Metazoa; Chordata; Actinopteri; Osteoglossiformes; Mormyridae. Gene Ontology annotation, molecular function: phosphatase binding. The record is from RefSeq and is a predicted model, not a curated record.